Messenger RNA from Pochonia chlamydosporia 170, 888 nucleotides. RefSeq names its product arylamine n-acetyltransferase 1. Gene Ontology annotation, molecular function: acetyltransferase activity. The record is from RefSeq and is a predicted model, not a curated record. Lineage: Eukaryota; Fungi; Ascomycota; Sordariomycetes; Hypocreales; Clavicipitaceae. The transcript has 2 exons. Bases 1 to 888 code for a protein of 295 amino acids.
AUGGCAAUCUCAAAACCCCUCUUACACUCAUUCUUCGAACGCAUCAAGUAUCCUCAAAGCCAACACCCCAAGGACAAGCUACAAUUCUUAUCUGAGCUACAAAAAUUCUUCAUUGCAAAUAUUCCCUUUGAGACAUUGGCACUGCAUUACUCGGUCGACAAGAAUGUUUCUCUUGAAGUUGCGGACAUAUAUGACAAGAUUGUCGUCAGAAAUCGAGGCGGCUACUGUCACGAACUUAAUACGCUGAUGGGUGCCGUUCUUCGGGCUUUGGGCUUCCACUCAUUUGCUGUGGUUUGUCGGUUUUGGAAUUCGCGUGCAGAGCCACCCCAGUAUCGACCCAUAAGCCACAUGGCAAACAUAGUGACGAUUGACGGAAUGAAAUAUCUAGUUGACGUUGGCUGUGGCAUCCAAGGACCAUGCCGUCCGCUCCCUCUCGUCGCAUCUACGCCAUCUCCCGGCUUACCAUCCCAGGAACUGAAACUAGAGUACAGAAACCUCUCACGACAUUUGGAUGAGAAUCAGCGUGUAUGGGUCUACUAUCAGCGUUGGGGACAAGGCCCUUGGGAGGAAAUCUACAACUUUGCUGAAACGGAGUUCUUCCCCGCCGAUUUUGAAAUAUUGAAUUACUACACCAUCAAAUGCAGCCCGUUUAGUCGAAUGGUCCUGGUGCAGAAAUUCCUGAAAGAUGACGAAACGGAUGGUUUGUACGGCACUCUGGUACUACUCGACGACAAGUUGAACCAGAAGACUGAGGCGGGGGAAGUGCUCGUUGCGACACUAAACUCUGAGGAAGACAGGGUUGCGGCCUUUUCAGAAUACUUUUCCAUCCAGCUUACGAUGGAAGAAAGAAACGCUAUUACCACACCGAUUCAUCAUGUUGCCAAAUAG